AUGAAGGUUCAUGAAUACUUGAAGAUUCAGCAGCAAGAAAAAGCACGCCAGAGAGAAGCCGAAAGACAGGAACGCUACGAGUUGCAGAGAUUGCAGGAGAUUGAUGCACAGGAAUAUAAGAAAAAGCAAGAAAUGGAACAGCGUAGCAGGCGCGAGCUAUGCAAGCGCCAGCAAGAACUUCUCGUUAAGCAGAUGGAAGAGCGCAAACUUAACAAGGAUAUUUUAGUUAGUCAGACAGAGAUGAAGCUGAAUCGCCAACUUCUUGAAGAAGUCAACGACUAUCUACUUCACAAACCACGCCCUUCGCAGGAGGUUCAGUCAAUCACAUCACUUUACUGA
Eimeria necatrix is the source of this 339-nucleotide messenger RNA. RefSeq lists its product as hypothetical. Bases 1 to 339 code for a protein of 112 amino acids. NCBI's taxonomy places the organism in Eukaryota, Apicomplexa, Conoidasida, Eucoccidiorida, Eimeriidae. The transcript is spliced from 3 exons. The record is from RefSeq and is a predicted model, not a curated record.